AUGUCUAAUAUGCUCUGUGCUUUUGAUGAUAGACGUGUUAGAGGUUGUGACAGAUGUCCUUGGAUUAAAGUACAGGUAGAAAGAGCCAAUCAAAUAAUAAAAUGGAUAAUUGAUUCUAUGCUAAUAACAAUAAAUACCCCAAGU
Vairimorpha ceranae is the source of this 144-nucleotide messenger RNA. RefSeq lists its product as hypothetical. The transcript has a single exon. The annotation marks the transcript as partial. NCBI's taxonomy places the organism in Eukaryota, Fungi, Microsporidia, Nosematidae. The record is from RefSeq and is a predicted model, not a curated record.